Pestalotiopsis fici W106-1 is the source of this 1554-nucleotide messenger RNA. RefSeq lists its product as uncharacterized. Gene Ontology annotation, molecular function: aldehyde dehydrogenase (NAD+) activity. The coding region runs from base 1 to 1554 and encodes 517 amino acids. The record is from RefSeq and is a predicted model, not a curated record. The transcript is spliced from 3 exons. NCBI's taxonomy places the organism in Eukaryota, Fungi, Ascomycota, Sordariomycetes, Amphisphaeriales, Sporocadaceae.
AUGGCUGAACCGUAUAACAUGUGGAUUGCAGGCCAAGAACGGCCGGGCAAAGCGGAGCUGCUCCCGGUAGAAGACCCUGCUACGGGCGAGAUCUUUGCACAAUGCCACGCCGCUAGCGCCGAGGACGUGGAUGAGACCAUCCAGCUGGCCCAUCAAGUCUUCAAGUCCGGAGCCUGGUCCAAGACCCCGCGACACGUCCGCGCCGACGUGCUGGAGAGCGCGGCGGCGCUGCUGACGGCCGGCCUCCCCGACCUCAUUGCGCUCGAGGUACGGCAGACGGGCCGGGCGGUGCGGGAAAUGAACGCACAGGUGCCGUCGCUCGUGCGCUGGUUCAAGUACUACGCGGCGCUGCUGCGCACCGAGGAGCGCGCCGUUCUCCCGACCCAGGGUAAGCUGCACAACUGGGUCGACCGCGUGCCCCUCGGCGUCGUGGUCCAGAUCACGCCCUUUAACCACCCUCUACUCAUUGCCGUCAAGAAGCUCGCCCCCGCCCUGGCCGCCGGCAACAGCGUCGUCGUCAAGCCGAGCGAGCUCACCCCGCUGACCACGCUGCUGCUCGGACGCUUGCUAAAGCAGGCGGGCCUCCCAGACGGCGUCUUCAACGUGUUGCCCGGCUAUGGAGCGACCACGGGCCGCGCGCUGGUCGAGCACCCUCUUGUGCGCAAGGUAGACGUCACUGGCGGCACGGUAGCCGGCCGGGCAAUCGGCAGCAUCGUCGGUGGUAAUCUUGCGAGGUUUACUGCCGAGCUCGGCGGCAAGGCGCCUCUGAUUGUCUUUGAGCAAGCAGAUGUCAACGUUGCUGUCAAUGGUAUCGCCUUUGGCUCCUUCAUCGCCAGCGGGCAGACCUGUGUGGCCAGCACCCGCAUUAUUGUAGACAACACGAUUCUCGGGCCGCUGCUAGAGAAGCUGACGGCAAAGGCCUCGUCUAUCGCUAGACGCAUGGGUGCACCGACGAAUCCAGAGUCAAUGAUGGGCCCCGUGAUCUCGGCGAAGCAACUCGGGAAUAUCGAAGCGCUGGUCAAGGAGGCCACUAGCAGUGGCAAUGCAAAGGCCUUGACUGGUGGCUCCAGGUUGGGUGGUCUCAGCGAGCUCGACGGGACUGAUUUCUCAAAAGGCUACUACUACCCACCGACGGUGCUCGUUUCCACCUCGGAAAAGAGCAUAUUAAAAACCCGAAUCUGGAGAGAAGAGGCAUUUGGCCCUGUAAUUGUGGUUGUUGCAUUUGACACGGAGGAUGAGGCAGUCAAGCUGGCAAAUGAUAGCGAAUUUGGCCUCGGUGCUGCAAUCUGGACAAAAGAUUUGGCCCAAGCCUAUCGGGUUUCUGAGCAAAUCGACGCUGGUAUAGUGUGGGUAAACACGCAUCAUCGCAACGAUCCGAGCAGUCCUUGGGGCGGCGGCAAGUCGUCAAGCGGUGUUGGCAGCGAGAACGGAGUGGAUGCCUACAAUGAGUACACAACCAUGAAGAGCACAAUCAUCAAUUACGCGGCACCCGAGGAGUCUCUGGCAGCGGACGACUGGUUCAAGGAGGGAGCCGGUGCAGUUCGAUAUGGAUAG